This is a messenger RNA of Tuber melanosporum (Perigord truffle), 1479 nucleotides long. RefSeq lists its product as uncharacterized. Gene Ontology annotation, biological process: regulation of transcription by RNA polymerase II. The transcript has 3 exons. The record is from RefSeq and is a predicted model, not a curated record. Gene Ontology annotation, cellular component: nucleus; SWI/SNF complex. Lineage: Eukaryota; Fungi; Ascomycota; Pezizomycetes; Pezizales; Tuberaceae. The coding region runs from base 1 to 1479 and encodes 492 amino acids.
AUGGAGCACCACCCACGUCCAUCGCCGCACCCUCAACGCGUUUCCCAUGGCCAAGGCUACGGACAACCCACCACCGCACGCAGAGGUCCUGGCCCCAUGCUUGGAAACACCGCAGUGCCGCACCAAUCUGCGCUCUCGCAGCAACAAUUACACCAGCAGCACCAGACGGCGAUGGCAGAACGAGAGCUGGCGAAGAGGCGGGCGAGGAAGCCGACGGACAAGAUGAUCCCCGACGGUGUGGAUGAGAUCGUUCCCAAUGUAGCGCUUUAUAAAGAACUUAGGGACAUGGAGAGGAGGUACGAUGCGACGAUUCUGAGGAAGAGGUUGGAUGUGCAGGAUGCGGUUAAUAGGAAUGUCAAGAAUUACAAAACCCUUCGGAUAUUUAUUUCCAAUAGUGCAAAAGACCAGCCAUGGCAGAAUUCCGAUCGCCCGCUAGACGAAAACGCAUUCGAUUUUGACACCGGCCAGAUCCCGACAUUCCGCGUGAGAAUUGAAGGCAAACUACUCGAGGACGAAGAAGACGACGCGGCAGAAGUCGAUCCAGACUCCGACCUCAAUCUCGAACCCACACCCGGAUUCACAGAUCCUAUCCAGCCACCCAAAAAGAAAUUCUCGCACUUCUUCAAAGGAAUCACCGUUGAGCUUGACAGAAACAAGGAUAUCCACCCGGAAGGCAACGUUAUCGAGUGGAGGAAGACUGCACCGAAUGUGCCGCCAGGCGCAGCCCCCCAGGGACCGCUGGAAUUUGACGGGUUUGAAUUUGAAAGAAAGGGCGAUGAGAAUGUCAAUUGCACCAUUAAACUUAUCCGAGACGAGGUUCCGGAUAGAUUCAGAUUAAACUCCGCUCUCGCAGACUUGCUAGAUACGAAGGAGGAUACUCGUGCGGGUAUAGUCAUGGGAAUCUGGGAAUACGUACGGAUUAAUGGUCUUCAAGACCCCGACGAACGGAGAACCAUCAAUUGUGACGAGAAUCUUAAAAAGAUCUUUGCCCAAGACCGCCUCUACUUCCCCCAAAUCCCCGAGCUAACCCUCGCGCACAUCCUCCCGCUGGAGCCCAUAUCAAUCAACUACACCAUUCGCUGCGAUGUCCCACAGCACUUCUCUCCCGCAGUCUACGACGUGACCGUCUCCAUCGAUGACCCCAUCCGGGCCAAAAUGAGCGCCCUCCUCACCUCUCCAUCGAACCUCCAGGGCCUGCGCGAGAUCUCCACAAUCGACGAGCAAAUCGCGCUUCUUGUCCAGAGCAUCAACCACUCUAAGGCGAAGCGUGACUUUUGGCAUGCCAUGAGCGUCGACCCAGCCGACUUCGUGAAGCGCUGGGUCAGCUCGCAGAAGAGAGACUUGGACACGCUCAAUGGAGAGGCCAUUGGCGUCGGCGUGGAGGACGAGGAGAUGAGGCGGAAGGAGUUCUUUGACAAGGUUGGGGAGAACGUGUAUCUUUUAUUAUCGAGGCAGGUACAGAAGCAAGGGGGGCAGUAG